GCCGGCCGAGCACCCAGGUGUCCAGGCUCUGCCACCUGCUGCCCUCGACACCCAGGAAGAUGGCCACGCUGUGGACCUGCACCCUCACCCUCCUCUGCGGUUUCCUGGCAGCCACCAUGGCCCAAGCCACCUUCAGCACCCCCGCGGUCCUCAUCCUGGGCCCAGAGGUCAUCAAGGAAAGGCUGACCCAGGAGCUGCAGGACCACAACGCCACCGCCGUCCUGCAGCAGCUGCCGCUGCUCAGCGCCAUGCGGGAGUCCUCCAGGCGCAGCUUCCUGCUGAGCGGCCUGCUGGACACCAUCCUGAGGCACGUGGUCUGGCUGAAGAUCACGUCCGCUGCCAUCCCCCAACUGCAGCUUCAACCCUCAGCCCAGGACCAGGAGCUGGUAGUCAAGAUCCCCCUGGACCUGGUGGCUGGACUCAACACGCCCCUGGUCAAGAGCGUGGUGGAGCUGCACAUGCAGUCCGAGGUCCAGGCCCACGUCACAGCCACGGCCAGUCCGGCGGGCCCCGCCCUCCUCGUCCUCAGCGACUGCUUCAACAGCCAGGGCAGCCUGCGCAUCAGCCUGCUCAGGAAGCUCUCCUUCUCUACCAACCUGGUAGUGAAACAAGUCACCAGCCUCUUGAUGCCAGCCCUGCCCAGACUGGUGAAAACCCAGCUGUGUCCCGUGAUCCAGGGCGCCUUCGAGGACACGUACGCGGGCUUCCUGCGGCUGGUGCGGGUGCCCAUCCCCCUGAGCCCCGGAGACCUACUGUUUGACCUUCUGUCUUCUGCCAUCGAGGACAACGCCAUCCAGCUCAACCUGCAGGCCAAGCUGCUGGACUCACAGAGAGAGGUGACCCACUGGCUCAACGACACCUCGGCCUCCCUGGCGGUGCCCGCCCUGGGCAGUGCCCCGUUCACCUUUGUCCUGAGGCAGGACGUGUUGAAUGCGGUGGUGGCGGCUCUGUUCCCCCCAGAAAAACUCGCGGUCCCGUUGGACUACGUGCUUCCUGACCUGGCCGGGGAGCUGAAGUCCGGCAUCAAAGGGAUCAAUGAACAGGCUGCAGGUAAGCUGGACCGCACCCAGCUGUUGAAGCUCCAGACUCGGAAGACCCCCCAGCUCCUUCUGAGCCGGGCCGGCGCCCAGGCAACCCAGCUGAUCGUGUUGGACCUGUUUCCCACCAAUAAAGCCCAACGGCCGCUCUUCACCCUGGGCAUCGAAGCCAAGUCGGAGGCUCAGUUCUACCCGCAAGGUGACCGACUGGCGCUCAACUUUAAUAACAUCAGUAUUGAUCGGAUCAAACUCAUGAACUCGGAUAUGAAGCUGUUUAACCCUGAGCUUCUCAAAGACACCCUCUCCAGGAUCCUGGAGUCCACGCUGCUGUCCACGGAGAACGGCAAAUUAAGAGCUGGGAUCCCCAUGUCGAUGGUGAAGGCCUUGGGAUACGAGUCAGUGACCCUGUCUCUGACCACGGAUGCCCUGGUGCUCACGCCCGCCGACUCCUAGAACCCGCUCUCCGGUCUCCUGGUGCAGACGUGGACGGAGGCCGUCCAGCGCAGGCUGGCUCCCAGCUGGAAGUCUUCCUCUCCACAACCAAUAAACGCUUACCCGUGAGCCCUGCCGUCUGCAGUGUGACUGU
Sciurus carolinensis (gray squirrel) is the source of this 1623-nucleotide messenger RNA. RefSeq names its product BPI fold containing family B member 1 (gene Bpifb1). Lineage: Eukaryota; Metazoa; Chordata; Mammalia; Rodentia; Sciuridae. The coding region runs from base 60 to 1490 and encodes 476 amino acids. Gene Ontology annotation, molecular function: lipid binding. The transcript is spliced from 16 exons. The record is from RefSeq and is a predicted model, not a curated record.